This is a messenger RNA of Cynoglossus semilaevis (tongue sole), 2337 nucleotides long. RefSeq names its product dematin actin binding protein (gene dmtn). The transcript has 16 exons. The coding region runs from base 390 to 1529 and encodes 379 amino acids. Gene Ontology annotation, molecular function: actin filament binding. The record is from RefSeq and is a predicted model, not a curated record. Gene Ontology annotation, cellular component: actin cytoskeleton; plasma membrane. Lineage: Eukaryota; Metazoa; Chordata; Actinopteri; Pleuronectiformes; Cynoglossidae. Gene Ontology annotation, biological process: cytoskeleton organization; lamellipodium assembly; actin filament bundle assembly.
UUACGAGUUUUAAAUUAAGAAUAAUUUGGUAAUUAGGUCUGGUAAAUGUGUGUAAUGUAUCACUAGACUCUGUGAUUAUAUUCGUAUAACCCAGCGACUACAACUAGAUUAAAUAUUGGAAAUUUUGCAACGUCAUAAUACUGUAACUCGGAGAAAUAAGCCAUUAGUGAUUGUUCCCUCCGUGGCUUUCUCCUGGGUGGGUGGAGAGGCUGUCACCCAGCUCCUCCUCCUCUGUCUCUUCCUUCUCUCCCUCCUCCUUCAGGCGUCACCGUCUCUCUCCUAGAUGUUGAUCCCCUCAGAGGCACCUUCUCCGCGGCUGUAGAUUAUCAUCCAUCCUUUGCUGUGUGGAGCUGUUAAAAAACUAAACAGGGAGAAGUUUCUCUCCAGCCAUGCAAAAGGUGGAGGGACGGGUCACUCCGGUCAACCUUCCGUCCUCCAGGGGGCCCAGUGCCCCGGGGUCACCUGCUACUGGCAUUGUGGCCCGGUUGAAUGACCAGGUUGUGGGCUACAGAGACCUGGCAGCUUUACCCAGAGACAAAGCUAUUCUGCAGGUAGAGCGACCUGACCUGAUGACCUACCAACCACACCUGAGCUUCUCAUCACUGGACACUCCACGCAGAGAGAGAUCUCUCUUUUCUCCGUCCUUAUCUCCGAGCAUGUCUCCUGAGGUGAAAGGACGUAGAGCGGAGAGUGACAGUGGUUCACCUGGAGGAUCUUCACUGCAGUUAAACGCAGGACGGAAGAUCAGCACCAGCCUGCAGCAUUUCCACCGCCCAGAAAAUGGAUCCAACAUCUACAGGAAACCUCCCAUCUACAAACAGGAUGCGAGUAAACCCCAGGAGGACACUGGGGUCAUCAGCUCUGCCAAAUUUCCAGCAGCUCAGCCUCCGGAUCCGAACCAGCCGUCCAAGAUAGAGACGGAAUACUGGCCCUGUCCACCGUCACUGGCUGCUAUGGAGAUCGAGUGGAGGAAGAAGAAGCUGCAAGAGGAAGAUGAGUUUGAAGAUCUGACUGAAGAAGCAAAGACGCUUCAAGAGCAGGAGCUGGAGAAGAUCAAGUCAAAUCUGGGUCGAAUGAUCCUGAAGGAGGAGAAGGAGAAAGACAUUCACUUCAGGAGGAAGACACAGUCACUGCCCGACAGAACGCACAUGCACACGAGUUUGUCUGCUGGUGCUUCUAAAUCUCCGUCCCAUUCAGGCUCAGGUUUGACCAGGAUGCAGUCGGCAGAGUUUUCCACAGAGGCAGAGAAAGGCCGCUCUGAUGCUCAGAACGGCGAUGCUCGCAGGGACAGAAUGGACAGAGGAAACUCUCUGCCCAGUAUCCUGGAGCAGAAGAUUUACCCAUAUGAAGCUCUGAUAGUGACCCACAGGGGGCGCUGUAAGCUGCCACCAGGAGUGGACCGAACUCGCCUGGAGCGACACCUGGCUCCUGAGGACUUUCAGCGACUCUUUGGGAUGACCCCAGCUGAAUUUGACCGUCUCUCUCUGUGGAAACGAAAUGAACUGAAGAAAAGAGUCUCACUUUUCUAACAGGAAGUGAGGUCGUUACCACAAGAUACUUGAUAAACGUCCGAGGAGAGAAAGAAGGAGACGGAAUAGAAGAAGGUGAAAAAUAAAUUAGGCCUUUAAACUGCAGAUAUAAUAACACUCAUCACAUCAGUCCAUUGUCCAACUAACCAAUCAAAUCCUUGGAUCACAGUAGGCCCCGCCCACAGGAUCAGAGCACUUCCUGUUCCUGAUUAAAGAAAGUGUCACUCUAACAUCCAAAAACACUGAGCCUCACCACCGCCUCAGUCACAUGAAACAGAGAAAUAAGGAGACGGAAUAGAAGAAGGUGAAAAAUAAAUUAGGCCUUUAAACUGCAGAUAUAAUAACACUCAUCACAUCAGUCCAUUGUCCAACUAACCAAUCAAAUCCUUGGAUCACAGUAGGCCCCGCCCACAGGAUCAGAGCACUUCCUGUUCCUGAUUAAAGAAAGUGUCACUCUAACAUCCAAAAACACUGAGCCUCACCACCGCCUCAGUCACAUGACCUCAUUUACUAGGUCACCUGACAUAGAGCCAUUUGUUUGGACAUGUUGGUCUGCUGCUGAGCCGUGCUUUUAUUCUGAAGAUAUUCUUUCCGCUGUACGUAAAUGUUUAUAUUUAAAAGUUAUUUAUUGUUUGAAAAGUCAGCUCACUGAUGACAUCAUCACUCACUAACAUUAUGCAUUAUGCAGUUGAUACUAAUCUGCAGCACAGCAUCUGUAUCUGCUUUGUUCUGGUGACGCCCUCAUAACUUCACUUCCUGUUUCCGUUUGUGUCAAAUAAUCGGAAAAUAAAGGAGUUCAUCAAAUGAU